Messenger RNA from Trichomonas vaginalis G3, 1512 nucleotides. RefSeq names its product phosphoribulokinase family protein-related protein family. Gene Ontology annotation, molecular function: ATP binding; kinase activity. The record is from RefSeq and is a predicted model, not a curated record. Gene Ontology annotation, cellular component: cytoplasm. Lineage: Eukaryota; Parabasalia; Trichomonadida; Trichomonadidae. The transcript has a single exon. Bases 1 to 1512 code for a protein of 503 amino acids.
AUGUCUGGAGAGAUUCCCCGCGCUCAGUUAAUUUCGGAACAUGCUACACUUAACUUUCUUGCAUGGUCCCAAUACAAUGAAUUAUUCAAUCGUCAAUUAAAAGUUGAACAUUCCGUUGGUGAUGGUUUGUGGUGCACAGACCUUCGCGGAGAAAAGAUUACAGCAGAUCAGGCAAAGCAUCUUGCCGACGCAAUCAUGGCAGUUCUUAACGGAAAUCAAUCAAUCGAACUUAUUCCAUUACCUCGUGAACAACUCAUUGAACACUUCACCGCUCUCGGUAUGGAUGACAAAGUUGGUGUACUUAAGACUUGGCAGGAUGAUUUCAUCCCUUGCAUCAAGCUUGGUGAAUCUAUCGAUUACGUUAUUGAACCAAUGUCUACUGAUAAGGAAAGACUGAAAAUCUUCGAAAUUGUUCCAUACAACGAUGGUCUCAUCGUCCGCUUCCCACUUCUUACUUCUCCAAACGAAAUCAAGCCAUUCAAGGAUCCAAUCGUCACACUCAAGAUGUUCCAUGAAUACCAUGAGUGGGCUAAGCUUAUCGGUGUUGACUACAUCUCCAAGCUUAACGAAUUAAUUUACAAGCGUAAGAUUGAUGAAAUCAAGUGGGUUGCUGAAGGCCUUCAUGAUAACAAGCUCGCCUAUAUUGCCGACCACCUUUGUUCCAACUUCGCCACAAAGAAGGUUGUCACCAUUGCUGGUCCAUCAUCUUCAAAUAAGACAACAUUCGCCAAGCGCCUUGCCAUUGCCCUUCGUGUUAACGGCUACCAGUCCCUUGUCAUGGAGAUGGAUGACUUCUACAAGAACCGUGACGAUAUUCCAAAGGGACCAGACGGAAUGCAAGAUUUCGAAUCCAUUACAGCCCUCAACGUUCCAGUUCUUACAGAUAAGAUCCACCGCCUCCUCAACGGUGAGGAAGUUCCACGCAGAAAAUUCAUUUUCACAUCAGGAACAGGUGUUGAUGUUGAAAAUGAGAAAUUGAAGCUCAAUGAUAACACAUUCCUCAUCAUCGAAGGUAUCCAUGGCCUUAACCCAAUCCUUCUUGACGAAAUUGGCCGUGAAAAAGUUACUCCAAUUUACGUUUCCGCCAUGACACCAAUCAACGUCGAUUGCAACCACCGCUUCCCAACAUCCGAUCUUCGUCUUAUCCGCCGUAUGAUCCGUGACUACAGAUACCGUGGCUAUUCCCCACGUAAGACAUUAUCCAGAUGGACAUCCGUUAGAAAGGGUGAAGAAAUUAACAUCUUCCCAUACCAGAUGAACGCAGAGCUCUUCUUCAACUCUGCUCUCGUUUACGAACUCCCUGUUCUCUCAAUUUACGGCAAAGGUCUUCUUUCAGAAGCAACUCUCCCAGAGCCAGGAGAAGAUCCAAACUCACCAGAGGCUGAGGCAAUCUCCAACGAGGCUAGAAGGCUCCUCGGACUCCUCAACCUCUUCUACCCAGUUUCCGUUGAAGUUGUUCCACACAUUUCGUGCAUUCGCGAAUUCGUUGGUGGUUCCGAUCUCAAGUACUAA